UGUAUUCUGGGACCUGUACUGCGCGGCACCGGAGCGGAGGGAAACGUGCGACCACUCAAGCGAAGCGAAGGCGUUCCACGACUAUGGUUUCGUGAACGCCGGCGGUUACGGUGUUAAUGGUAUCGGCCACAGCGCGGGCGCGGCGCCGUCGCCACUGGGUCAGAUGCCGCCCGGCGAGCUGCAGGGUGCCAUGCCUCCCGGUUUCUUCCCGAACUCCAACAUGCGGCCGUCGCCGCAGUCUCACCCGUCGUCACAGUCGUCACCGCACGCGCCGCCCGGCCAGCCGGUGCCGCACGGCACCAUGAUCGCGUCACAGUACAUGUCUCCUCGGUUUCCUGGCGGGCCCCGGCCGGGUGUGAGAAUGCCCGGCAACAUGGCGGAGUUUAACGGGCCGCCGGGCCAGCCGAUGAUGCCCUCCAGUAUGGACCCGACGCGGCCAGGCGGAGACGGCGAGUAUUUAGGUUGGCAAGGAGGUCCACCGGGUAUGGGACCUCGCAUGGUGGGCCCGCGGGGCCCGAUGGGCCCGGGCAUGGGUCCGAUGGGUCCGGGCAUGCAGGCGUACGGUCCGCCGGGCAUGCGGGGCCCGCCACCGAACGCGCUGGGGCCGGGCCCCGGCCAGGUGCCGAUGUCGAUGGCUGGUCCCGGCGCGCCCCACAGACCCCACUGGCCGCACGGCUCGUCGGUGCCGCCGGGGGUACCGCCCGGGCCCGGCACGCCCAUCAUGCCCAGCCCACAAGACCACGGCCCGGCCGGCGACCCCAUGUACGGCAUGAUGAAGCCCGUGCCCGGCGGCGCGCCCUCCAUGCACGGCGAGUACCCGAUGACGAGUAUGCCGGACGGUCCGCACCCGCCCGUGAUGAACGGCGAGAUGGACGGCAUGAAGAGCUCGCCGGCCAACGGGCCGGGCACGCCACGCGACGACGGCAACAACGGCGCCCUGCAGGAGUACAGCAUCGCCAACUACGCCGGACCGCCCGAGAGCAAUGACUCGAACGAGUCGGCGGCGAUACUCAAAAUCAAGGAGAGCAUGCAAGAGGAGGCCAAGCGGUUCGAGAAAGAGGGCGACCAACCCGACUACGGCGGCUUCAUGCAAUAGCCGGCCCGCGGCAGGCCCCAGACUGCAGUAUUGCCAGUCCGCCCGCCGGCCGCUGCCGCCGCCGCCGCCGGCAGUGAAAACAAACGUGUCCAUACAAGUGUUUGAGACUUGUGCGCGCGCGCGGCAGACGGAGAGAUAGGAGAGAGCGUGACAGUGCGAGCGAGCGUAUGCGCGGAUGUCGUCGCGAGUGCGAAGAAUACGUGAGUGAAAGGGUGGGAGAGAGAGAGAAACCUAUCAGUGUUGUGGAUCCAUUUGGUCCAAAUAUUUAUAAGUAAGCGUAAUGUGUUUGUUUUAUUUAAAUUAAUUGGAUCGGAUAUUUUCCUUCUUUUGUUGACUACCUUACGGAGAGUACAAUAUUUGAUUUAUUUGAUAUAAAGAGAUGUUGAUAGGUCAGUGUUGACUGCUGUACAUUUCGGAUGCCGCUCGCGAACAAUGCAUGCUUCUAUUCUGAGGACAAUGCCUUUUGCAUCUCAUGAGCCAUUUUGUGUCGUUUUGUGUUCAUAACAUUCUCAUCGCGUCCCCGCGCCGGCAUCCCGCGACCGCAAUUGUUCUCCGCACCGGCUUUGCGCGGCUGCAUUUGUUCUGCGCGCGGUCCGACCUGUCUGGUGCGCCGCCCGGGCCGCGGCGUCCGCUCGCGCUCCCGCGAGCGCGUCGCCCGGCCGCCGGAUCUGAGAGCUUCUUUCGACGUCGCGUUCUUGUUUGUUGUGGUCCCGCCGUGCCAAAAGCACCGUCGGUUCGCGCGCGCGCGUCCCUGAGUUGUGUGGCGUCCGCCUGGCCGCCGGCGCGCCGUGUACAUAGGGGGAGGCGCCAGCGGCCGGCGGCGCGCCGCCGCCUGCUGUCUGCCGCGGUGCGGCUCUGUACGCCGCAGGCGUCCAGCCGGCGGCGCACGUGAAAACGAAUCAAAAUCGUUUCAUUCAUGGUUUGUCCGAGCCUUUCAUUUUCAUGUACAGCACAAGUCCAAGUUGUUGUAAAUAUAUUGAAAAGAAGGCG
Messenger RNA from Pollicipes pollicipes, 2086 nucleotides. Its product is annotated as single-stranded DNA-binding protein 3. Gene Ontology annotation, cellular component: nucleus. Gene Ontology annotation, molecular function: protein binding; single-stranded DNA binding. NCBI's taxonomy places the organism in Eukaryota, Metazoa, Arthropoda, Thecostraca, Pollicipedomorpha, Pollicipedidae. The record is from RefSeq and is a predicted model, not a curated record. Gene Ontology annotation, biological process: positive regulation of transcription by RNA polymerase II.